This is a messenger RNA of Propithecus coquereli (Coquerel's sifaka), 796 nucleotides long. It is a transcript of the gene GFER, whose product is annotated as growth factor, augmenter of liver regeneration. Lineage: Eukaryota; Metazoa; Chordata; Mammalia; Primates; Indriidae. Bases 76 to 696 code for a protein of 206 amino acids. Gene Ontology annotation, cellular component: mitochondrion. The record is from RefSeq and is a predicted model, not a curated record. Gene Ontology annotation, biological process: liver development. Gene Ontology annotation, molecular function: flavin adenine dinucleotide binding; flavin-dependent sulfhydryl oxidase activity. The transcript has 3 exons.
CGCGCGCUGGCCUGGAGGCCGACCUGGGGGCCCAUCUGGAGGCCAACCUGGCCCGGCAGGCAUUGCGCGGGCAAGAUGGCGGCGCCCGGCGAGCGGGGCCGCUUCUACCGCGGAAGUCUCUUCUCCUUCUUGCCCGGCGGCGCGCGCUCGGAGGUGAUGGACGACCUGGAGACCGACGCGCGGGGCCGGGGCGCGGGGCGGAGAGACGCUGCCGCCUCGGCCCCGACGCCAGCCCCGGCGCCGACCUCCGAUUCUCAGGUCUCCGAGGACGCUUCCCGGAGGCGGCCCUGCAGGGCCUGCGUGGACUUCAAGACGUGGAUGCGGACGCAGCAGAAGCGGGACAGCAAGUUUAGGGAGGAUUGUCCACAGGAUCGAGAGGAACUGGGCCGCCACAGCUGGGCUCUUCUCCACACCUUGGCUGCCUACUAUCCCGACCUGCCCACCCCAGAACAGCAGCAAGACAUGGCCCAAUUCAUGCAUUUAUUUUCCAAGUUCUACCCAUGUGAGGAGUGUGCUGAGGACCUAAGGAAGAGGAUACGCAGGAACCAGCCAGACACUCGCACUCGGGUGUGCUUCUCCCAGUGGCUGUGCCGCCUGCACAAUGAGGUGAACCGCAAGCUGGGCAAGCCUGACUUCGACUGCUCGAAAGUGGAUGAGCGCUGGCGUGACGGCUGGAAGGACGGCUCUUGUGACUAGAGAGUGGCAGCCAGAACCCAUGGGGCAGCCAGCCAGGGCCCAUAGGGUGGCCUGGCUGGACAGGAGCAGGGGGAGCUCAUUAAAGUGAACAGAGCCAGAG